AUGACCUCCUCCGGUCCUUUAUACUUGGGCUUCGACCUAUCCACCCAGCAGCUAAAAGGACUGGUUGUCGAUGAUAGUCUCAAAAAGGUUCACGAGGCCAAGUUCGAUUUCGAUGCCGACUCCAAAGGAUUCAACGUCAACAAAGGCGUCCUCGUCAAUGAAGCCGAACAUGAAGUCUUUGCCCCUGUUGCAAUGUGGCUCCAAGCCAUGGAUACUCUACUUGCAAGACUAAAGGACGACGGUCUUGACUUUCAGCGCGUAAAAGGUAUUAGUGGCUCAGGAAUGCAGCAUGGGAGUGUGUUCUGGAACGCAGAUGCAGAGCAAUUGCUAGCCCAGUUAGACCCUGAGAAGACGUUGCAGUCGCAGCUCGACCGUGCCUUUGCACAUCCUUUCAGCCCCAACUGGCAAGACGCCAGCACCCAAAAGGAAUGCGAUGAAUUCGACGCGAUACUAGGGGACGAACAUCAAUUAGCCAAUGUUACGGGAAGCAAAGCGCAUCAUCGCUUUACUGGCCCACAAAUACUGCGAUUCCAGCGAAAGUACCCCGACAAAUACAUCAAGACUCACAGGAUCACACUGGUCUCGUCUUGGAUAGCCACUAUAUUCCUAGGCAAGUUUGCACCAUUCGAUAUUUCAGACGUAUGUGGGAUGAACCUCUGGGACAUCAAGGCCGGAAAUUGGAAUGAGAAGCUACUCGAACUUGCAGCUGGACCAUCAGGCGUGGAAGCAUUGAAGCAGAAAUUGGGCCAUGUCCCUGAAGACGGCGGCAUCCAUCUGGGCAAUAUUUCGAAGUAUUUCGUCCGUCGCCACGGCUUCAGCGAAGACUGCACGAUCAUCGCAUCGACAGGAGACAAUCCAUCCACUAUCCUCGCUCUCCCCCUUCGUUCCAACGAUGCAAUAGUCUCCCUGGGCACAUCAACCACGUUCCUCAUGUCGACUUCAGAGUACAGACCUGAUCCGGCGACACAUUUCUUCAACUCUCCUACCACGCCGGGCCUGUAUAUGUUUAUGCUAUGCUACAAAAACGGCGGCCUGGCCCGCGAGAAAGUCCGCAACGCCAUCAAUUCCAAAGCAAGUGUGUCAGAUACGACUUCCUGGACCGAGUUCGACAAGUAUCUUCUCUCGACACCGCCAUUGGCACAGUAUGACCGGUCGAAACCCAUGCAGCUGGGACUGUACUUUCCUCGUCCCGAGAUCAUCCCGAACCUGCCCAUUGGCGAGUGGCAUUUCGAGUAUGACCCCGAGUCCGGCAAUCUUACGCCGACUGAGAAAGUCCCACAAUCGCCUGAGCAAGACGCACGCAUCAUUGUCGAGUCACAAUUCUUAUCUUUGAGGUUGCGCUCGAGGGAUCUGGUUUCCUCGCCAGCCCAAAAUCUCCCGCCGCAGCCGCGACGCGUGUACAUGGUCGGUGGAGGAAGUCGGAACAAGGCGAUCGCCAAAGUCGCCGGCGAAGUUCUGGGCGGCUCGGAAGGCGUUUUCAAACUUGACGUUGGUGAGAAUGCGUGCGCGCUAGGCGCGGCGUAUAAGGCUGUCUGGGCGAUGGAGCGGGCUGAAGGCGAGACCUUUGAGGAGUUGAUUGGGAAUAGGUGGCGUGAGGAGGAGUUUGUCGAGAAGAUUGCCGAUGGAUAUAACCCGGAAGUAUGGGAGAAGUAUGGACGGGCGCUAAAGGGGUUCGAGAUGAUGGAGUUGAGACUGUUGGAGGACAAGAAGCAGGGGAAGAUGGACUGA
Messenger RNA from Exophiala xenobiotica, 1728 nucleotides. RefSeq lists its product as uncharacterized. NCBI's taxonomy places the organism in Eukaryota, Fungi, Ascomycota, Eurotiomycetes, Chaetothyriales, Herpotrichiellaceae. Gene Ontology annotation, molecular function: D-xylulokinase activity. Gene Ontology annotation, cellular component: cytosol. Bases 1 to 1728 code for a protein of 575 amino acids. The transcript has a single exon. The record is from RefSeq and is a predicted model, not a curated record. Gene Ontology annotation, biological process: D-xylose metabolic process; xylulose metabolic process.